Messenger RNA from Zootoca vivipara (common lizard), 4034 nucleotides. RefSeq names its product ring finger protein 227 (gene RNF227). Gene Ontology annotation, biological process: protein ubiquitination. Gene Ontology annotation, molecular function: ubiquitin protein ligase activity. The record is from RefSeq and is a predicted model, not a curated record. Lineage: Eukaryota; Metazoa; Chordata; Lepidosauria; Squamata; Lacertidae.
CGCGCGGGUCAGCGCGGAAGGGGCCGUUUAAAGUCGAGGUAGCGGAGGAUGGCCGUGGACGAGCGCGAAGAGGGCGGGGCCUCCGAGGAGCUGGAGUGCGGCAUCUGCUGCAUGCCUUACGAUCGCUGCGGCCGCGCGCCGCGCCGCCUCGGGGGCGCGCACGGCUCGUGGAAGCCCUCCCGCUGCCGCCACGUGAUUUGCAGCGCCUGCGUGUGCCAGCUGGCGCGCGAGGGCUGGUGGGAGGAGGUCACGUGCCCUUACUGCCGCGCCGUCACCUCCCUGCGCGAGCGCGGCAACUUCCUCGUGGCCGGCGUCAGGCGCGGGAGUGCGGGCCUUACCGGGGGCGGCCGCCGCCGCCUGGUCCUGCCGCCCAUCGACGCCGAGCUCUGGCAGCGCGUAGUCCGCCUCGAGAAACAAGGGGCCGGCGGGAGCAAGGCCGAGGAGCACCUGGGGGAGAAGGAGGGCGACGAGGAGGAGGACGGCGGCGACGCCGAGGCCGGCCAAUGGCGCCUGUGGAGGGCGCUAAAGAGACUCCUGAAGGGAGGAAGUGGGGACAGCGAUGCGUCUGCGCGGAGCAGGAGAGGGCGUGGCCGGAGCAGGUCCGUGCCCCCCAGGCGGAGACCACCAAUCAACCCCUAUGGCCCUGAAAUAAAGGACUUGGCACUCAUGACUUGCUACAUCAUCUGAAAAGUGGCUGGCUUGGAAUCAACAAGCUUUUAUGAGCCUGCUACAUCAGAAGAGUAGCCAGCUUGCACCUUCAAGGCUUUGAUGAAGCAUCCCUUGUCCACCCAUGGGGUGUCCUUUCCCUGCAGCACGUGCAGGAUGACUGAGGUGAUGCCUGUUCUUCUGGUUACCAUGCGACAGAUUUUCACCAUGCUGCUCAGGGAGGUGCUAUUCCUUAUGACCCAAGAAGAGCUAGAGCAACUCUUUCAUCCCUUCUCCCCUCACAGCUUCUGGAGCAAAGUGUGGAAGAUAGCAGCAGAAAGUGGAGGAUGGCCUGUCACGUGAUACAAGAUUACAUCUCUUCUGGACUAAGUCCGUGUCUUGAAGGCUGACUUGCAGUCAAUUUAUCUUGCACAUAGGUUGUUUAACAUGGUUCUGAACCAUGGAAAGUUUUCCAUUGUCUAUGUGCCUUUCAAAAAAACUGAGGCGGCAUACAUUUCUGAAAGUACCCUCCUAUGUGCACUCUGGCAAAAAUGGGAUGGAUGCAGCCAAAAUUGGAUGGCUUACAAUUUGAACAUAUAUUUUUGGCACUUGUAAUACUUUGUUUUCCUACUGCAAAGUAGCCAUUUUAACAAAAUUUAGCAUGUGCCAUUGUAUGAAGAGAUCGAGGGUGGAAAUACCGUGCCUUGCAAUCCCUGUGUGUAUGUGUAUGUAUAUUUUGUUUUCAGCCUUGCAAGCUACAUCUUUCAUAUUUGGCUUUCUUUUUUUUACCCUCAGCAUACCUAACAAAUUUGGUUAAAUGACUUCAUGGAAAUAUUUUGGUAUAUUAUCCAGUUCUUACUAAGGAUCUCCCCCCCCCCCCCGUUGCAACAUGUUUUUGACACAAAGUUGAGGGUGUUUCUUAGUUUAUCAGAUGAGUAGCUGAAGUAAAAGUUUAUUUGACCAAAGGUCCUUUGAGAAGACCAUCCAGGCUACAAGCAGGGCUCAUAAUCCUUGUGACUGUUGGUUUGGCUUGUGCUUCCUCUGACCAAUACCAUUUUCUUUUGCUGCAUUCAUUACAAACUACAGAACAGAUUAUGCAGGCUCUCCCAUGUUGGAAAUCUCAUAUGUGAAAAGUAUCAGAAGAGGCAGUCGGCCUCUCCUAGCUAGAUACUGUGUUUUUCCUGACAAGGAAAUUAUUUAAGUGUUUGUUUGUUUGUUUGUUUGUUUUAAGAAGCAUUUCUGUGAAAUGUAUUUGGCAUACUUAAUAAUUUCAUAUUUAUAAUUCUUCCCCGUUUUGCCAAUUGUAACUUAUUUAAUUUUAAUAAAAACCCAAGAGUUGAACUAUUAUUUUAGUGGUUAUCUUUUUGGUUUUGUAAAAAGCCCCUUAGUCCCAAACACAACAGUUAAGGACGUCACCAGUUGAAUUCUGACCUACACCUCAAUUCCAAACCUUAGCAGCCAAACAAAACCCCUCAGACCACAGACUACCAGCCUUUCCACAGCACACUGUUUGGGAAUCAUUUUACCAACCUAAAAGAUUUAUGGGCCUUUGUUGAUAUAGGGCAGGGGUCAGCAAACUUUUUCAGCAGGGGGCCGGUCCACUCUCCCUCAGACCUUGUGGGGAGCCGGACUAUAUUUUGAAAAAAAAUAUGAACGGAUUCCUAUGCCCCACAAAUAACCCAGAGAUGUAUUUUAAAUAAAAGGACACAUUCUACUCAUGUAAAAACACCAGGCAGGCCCCACAAAUAACCCAGAGAUGCAUUUUAAAUAAAAGGACACAUUCUAUUCAUGUAAAAAUAUGCUGAUUCCCGGACCGUCCGCGGGCCGGAUUUAGAAGACGAUUGGGCCGCAUCCGGCCCCCAGGCCUUAGUUUGGGGACCCUUGAUUUAGGGGGCCUAGCCCUGCCUUGAAACAAGCCUUUGUCUUGGGUCAGCAGAAUGUAGUGACCCACCUCCUAACCAAGCAAGAACUGAGUGUUAUCUAGCAUCAGCACUGCUUUGACAUGGCAGCAAAAACCUUGAAAAUGGGCAGGACUGAUACAGGUUGUAGACCAGGCAUGUCAAACAUGCGGCCCUCCAGCUAUUUUGGCCUACAACUCCCAUGAUCCCUAGCUAGCAGGACCAGUGGUUGGGGAAGAUGGGAAUUGUAGUCCAAAACAUCUGGAGGGCCUCAGGUUUGACAUGCCUGUCGUAGACCAAAAUAACUGAAAGGCAGUUGUCAAAGGGUGCUCAGGGUCCAAAAGGUUUGUGAGCUCUUGAGGCCGGGUAGUGCCCUUCAUCCUAAAGCUCUCAAGGUGAGGAAAAGAUCUAAAUUUGGAGGAAGGUGGAUGUAAAAGACUUACAUUUGGUUUCUUGUAGGAGUGGGGCAAAUAGUUUGCAGAAUUUUUUAUUGAUUACAUUUAUAUCCCACCUAUUCACUUAGGAGCUCAGGAUGGUAGACAUAGUUUUCCCUCUGUUUCAUCUUCACAACCCUGUGAGAUAGGUUUGGCUGAGAGGCAUUGUGACCCAAGAUCACCAGGUGAGCUUCAUGGCCAUGUGUGGAAUUGAACCCUGGUUUCUCCAAGGUCCUAGUCUGACACCUAAACCACACUGCCUCACUGCAUUCAAGAGAGCUUGACAAUACAGUACUGAAGGUUUGGCUAGCCAGGUGGCACCUGCCAUUUCCCAACACCUUGAGUAGAUAAGACCUCUGUGUGUUCCCUGCAACCUGCAGAUUCUUCACCUGGGUGACUCAGGUUGCUGCAUUCCUUGCUUUAGCACACCUGUCCCAGGCUCUUUCCAAUUCUAGUUUCCCCAUCGAGAGGAUUGCAGCAAUUUCCAAGCCAUCAUAUCCUGUUUAAUCAUCACUCUGGACUCUGCAACCAGCCUCUCUCCCAUGACUAGGGACAAGGGCUGCUUUUAAUGAGCCUGUGUGGGUGGCAUCUGCAUGACACACUCUGGCUAGUCCACCCUAGCCCACAGCCAGCCAGACACAAACAUGCUGCAAACGUGAGGGAUGUGACUCAAACUUUUGGCGGCCAAGGAACCUCAUUUUGGAAAUGAAGCUGGAAAUUGCCUUGAGGCAGUGGCAUGUGAUCAGGAGAGCAACCUGUUAACAAGCCAAGCCCAACAUGUGAACUGUGAGUCUACAACUCCAAAGGAGAAUUUGGGGCAGGAUUUGGGUCAGCUUUAAGCCUAAAAAGGGUUACACUGAUAUACCUGAAGUGCCACAGAAGCUGGCCUUUUUUUCUUAAAAAGUAAGACACGCCUGGACGUAGCUGAUUCCCAUGGUAAACAAUGUUAUUGGGAGCUGUAUCUACUUUGUGUUAUGCGAGCCCACCAUUUGUGACUGGUGCCCCCAUUGGUCCAAAAAGGUUGGCAACUCCUGAUUUAUGGCACUAGUCCUCAAAC